AUGGCGGACGACAGUCAAACAGAAAUCGUUGUAGCAGCAGCAGCUCUGGUGGUCUCUGUUAUCGCUUUUGCUGCUACAUUGAUGCAAUGUCUCCAACAGUACUUUGGCUCUGCUCGAGGCUACUCACACUGCAAUCCCAAGGUCAUGGGGGAUUGGGCCCAAACGAAAUCCCGCCGAUUCUCGCUCAAAGAGCUCCGCUUCGAAGUGCAAUUCGACGCACCCGUUAUAUUUGUUUGUGCCCCCAACAACAAGAAGGGCCCGGUUCCGGAGGCAGAUGUCUACAAGCUUGACGGGACGGAGGAAAGUUUGAGGGACACGUGGACCACCUUGAAUAUGAGCCAGAGAAAGGACUACGAAGACAGAAACCGCAAGGAGCGCAUUCAUACAUCUGAUAACGAGCGGGCAUCCUGGACGAUACUGCUAUCGGCCGUCCAAUGCAUGGAGAAGGAAUCCCGAGAAUGGCAGGAGGAAGAGUUCGACUACCAAGGAUCCCCAUCGCCGCCCCGAGCCUCCCUCCCGGAACUGGGCUUACCCCCCACGCCUCCGACUCUCGAUCAGACCCAUACACUGGUGGUUGCAUUACAAAAGAAGCGAAAGAGCUGGGAUACUAUGCCUGCCACUAUUACAAAGCCCUACGCAACCACCACCAUGUGCCAUCUUAUCGAAAUAACUGCUGCCCUUGGGGUCUAUUGGAAAGUCUUUGACCGAAUCAGUGAUCGAUAUCGUGCGGAGGGGAACGGUUUCAUGGUUCUGGGAGAUCGAGUCAAUGAUCUCGGCCUCCUGUUUUCCUUCCAGGUCAAUGGUAUGUCACGAUUUACUCGGAACCGUGUAAUACCUGUUGAUGAGGUCAAGGAACUCUGCUUUGGGUGGGUUCCAACCAUCUACCGCUCUACACAAGACAAGAGAAGACUCGAGAUUCCACUGGAUGUGCUCGAUCUGAGCUCACUCCAACUGGCUAGCCGGGUUGAGAUCUCAGAAACCCUUACUAUGAUAGGGUGCAAUAACAACGUCACCAAAUAUUUCAAUGCGAACCGACGAUUUUCACAUCUUUUCAGCUUAUCCUUUGAAAUUUUGGCUAUGUUAGCCCAGACGUUUCACAUCGAAGACACCCUCUUUACUUUUCUGCCAAACCCGACACCAGAUCGUUGGGACAGCAAGGCUGUGUCUCUUCCCAAGUUACUCGAAGCCUACGAGCUCAACUUCAAAGAGGAGCUUACAAACAGGGUUCCCAGGAAUCGUACCAUUGUAAACAGGCUAAAGCACCACAUGGAAAACAUUAAUCGCCAGUAUCGCAAGGAUGGAACUGUGGCCGAGACCCUCCUACGUUUUAGAGCGCUACAUGCGGCGUUGGACGACACUGAUGAGAUCCUUACUGGCAGAAAAGCAGCAGCAAGAAAGGAACCUGAGCAGGGAGGCAACCCACGUGCCAAUUUGGAUCCUCGGCCGCUUUCUCCGGCCAAAACCCUAGAACGAAUUGGAACUUUGUUUAUAGGUACUACGAAAAAGAGUGACGCCUCCGCGAAGCGAACUGGGCUCAAGAAGCCCGUCAAACGCGACCCUCCAGGACUAAGUAAGGAAACGGAGGAACAGCAGCGAAGACGAGAAAUUGUACAGGAUGUCCUUCGGUCUCAUAUUCAGGAGGUUCUUCGUCUACUCAACGAGCCGGAUGAACGCAAGGAUCAGCAGACUCUUCGUGUACCAGAGCAAGUUAGGGGCCGAUCAAGAGAUCCUUCCCCAUCCGCAUCGUCACAGUUUGAUGAUGUCCCAACGUUCGAGAAUAUGGACGGAGCCAGCCCGGAUGACAGACAGCACAUCAUGAUGGACGUGUACUUCAAGCGUGUACGGCGGCUGGUGGUGCCGCAUGCCACCCAGUCAACGGACAAUCGCCGGGCCGGGCGAAUCAACUCACCCUCCGGACGGCGGGCGAGCAUCGAUUCUCAGUCCAGCGCCAUCCGCUCUACCCUUGAUAAUUCUCCGACGGCAAUAGUGUCUGUACCGCCUCAGAUCAACGAAGAGGUAGCCGAGGGAGACGAUGGUCAUCCCACUACACUCGGCCGCUCAACCAAUAGCUCGGAGACUGUUCGCAUCAACGGGGUAGCAGCUGAGAGGCCGAGUGCCACGGCUAUUUCGACCCCGUUACCCAGCUUGGCGGGAGAGGCUGUGUCUCAUGAUGAUGUGUGGUGCACGCUUGUGUUUCGUAUGAUUUGUUGGUUGAUGUUGCAUGACUUUAAUAAGUUGGACAAACAGGUGGUUAAAAGUGAGCUGCUUGGCAGCAGAAUGCCGGUUUACAUCUCAUAA
Messenger RNA from Clonostachys rhizophaga, 2298 nucleotides. Lineage: Eukaryota; Fungi; Ascomycota; Sordariomycetes; Hypocreales; Bionectriaceae. The record is from the annotation of a GenBank genome assembly.